AUCAAGCCGAGCAUAUCCCGCUUAUCUCUCACCCAUCAACCUGCCCCAGAAAAACGCCGGUCGACAAUGGCCGAGUCCCUGCCUACCUAACAACUGACACAAUACCCCACAGCGAUCCAAAACAACAACGAACAGCAACAGAUGAAAUAAAUGAGACCAUGAAGAAAGACAGACGUCUUCCAGCAGUUUCCCCUUAGCAACCAUGCACCCCAAAACCACCAUACGCCCCUACUGCCACGCCGACGCCGACGCCAUCACAGCCAUCUACGCCGACGCCGUCCUGCACACCACAGCCACCUACGAGGAAACACCCCCUACCAGCGCCGAGAUGCACCGACGUCUCUCCGCCCUCAUCGACGCCGGUUUUCCCUGUUUCGUAGCUGAGACAGAGAUAGAAACGGCAACAGAAACAGAGUCGGAGACCGAACAAUCACAUAAUACGGAAGUACUACCAGUAGUCGCAGGCUACACCUACGCCGGCCCCUUCCGCCCGCGGCCCGCCUACCGUUUCACUGUCGAGCACUCGGUGUAUGUGGCUCACCACCAAAGGGGGCGCGGCGUCGGCCGGCUGCUGUUGGAGGCGCUUGUCGCGCAGUGUGGGAGGAGUGGUGGUGGCGGUGGCUUCCGGCAGAUGGUGGGCGUCAUUGGGGAGCCGCAGGCGAAUCGGGCUUCGGUGGCGUUGCAUGAGCGCAUGGGGUUCAGAGAGGUUGGGAGGAUUGAAGGGUCUGGGUACAAGUUUGGGCGGUGGUUGGAUACGCUGUUGGUGCAGCGUGCUGUUGGGGAUGGGGUGGCACGGCCGCCUGAGACCUGAUGGGGAAGGACGCCAUGAUAUGCAGUGGUUGAAACAGUUACGGUUGGGGGUCCUAUGUUGGGAAGAUAGGCAUG
Chaetomium strumarium is the source of this 885-nucleotide messenger RNA. Its product is annotated as phosphinotricin acetyltransferase. Bases 203 to 811 code for a protein of 202 amino acids. Gene Ontology annotation, molecular function: acyltransferase activity, transferring groups other than amino-acyl groups. NCBI's taxonomy places the organism in Eukaryota, Fungi, Ascomycota, Sordariomycetes, Sordariales, Chaetomiaceae. The record is from RefSeq and is a predicted model, not a curated record. The transcript has 2 exons.